AUGCACACCAUGGCCAAAACCGUGGGCCAGGAUACAACGGUCCAAAGCACAAUGGAUAAUGGCUUGAUCGAGGCCAAGCUCAUUUCAAGGGAAUACUGCCUGUCUCACUGGGUCAUCACGUUCAGUCAAUCUGGCAAGUGCAUCAACGCCGACCUGUCGAAGAAUGUAAUUCGGUAUUCAGGGGACCCUCUUCCAGAGGUUAUCAGUUCCAUCGGCUUUCGCAUUAAGAACGGAAAACCCCCAAUUGAUGAGCUAUUGGAGGAUUUGUAUCUUCCGCCAUCAUUCAUGGAGCUACAACAGGAUUUCUGCGAUUGUGUUUAA
This is a messenger RNA of Penicillium coprophilum, 321 nucleotides long. RefSeq lists its product as uncharacterized. Lineage: Eukaryota; Fungi; Ascomycota; Eurotiomycetes; Eurotiales; Aspergillaceae. The record is from RefSeq and is a predicted model, not a curated record. The transcript has a single exon. The coding region runs from base 1 to 321 and encodes 106 amino acids.